Molecule: messenger RNA, 898 nt
Organism: Sorghum bicolor (sorghum)
Lineage: Eukaryota; Viridiplantae; Streptophyta; Magnoliopsida; Poales; Poaceae
Product: ubiquitin-conjugating enzyme E2 28
Exons: 4
Coding region: 266-712 (148 amino acids)
Biological process (GO): protein polyubiquitination
Cellular component (GO): nucleus
Molecular function (GO): ubiquitin conjugating enzyme activity
Source: RefSeq, a predicted model, not a curated record
AAACCGUGUGCGACCUGCGACGAGAAGCUUCCAGAACCCACCAGCUCCGUCCUCCACCAAUCCCCGUCUUCGCCUGCACGACACCCCCCUCCCUCUUCCCCGUCCGUAUUUAUACACCCCAGUCCGUCCCCGCUUGUUCCUUCCUUCCUGCUUCUCCUCUCCAUCCAGUUGGAUUGGGUUCGUUGGGCUUUCGGAUAGCUGUGGUGUGCACGGCACGGCACGGCAGUUCGGCUACUAGCGAGGAAGAGAGGAGGAGACCGGAUCCAUGGCGUCGAAGCGGAUCCUCAAGGAGCUCAAGGACCUGCAGAAGGAUCCGCCCACCUCAUGCAGCGCAGGCCCUGUUGCCGAAGAUAUGUUCCACUGGCAAGCGACGAUUAUGGGUCCAUCAGAUAGCCCAUACUCUGGCGGCGUAUUUUUGGUCUCUAUUCACUUCCCACCGGACUACCCAUUCAAACCACCCAAGGUUGCAUUCAAGACAAAGGUUUUCCAUCCGAAUAUCAACAGCAAUGGGAGCAUCUGUCUUGAUAUCUUGAAGGAACAAUGGAGCCCUGCUUUGACAGUUUCUAAGGUCCUCCUAUCAAUUUGUUCCCUUCUUACGGACCCAAACCCUGACGAUCCUUUGGUCCCAGAGAUUGCUCACAUGUACAAGACUGAUCGCGUGAAGUACGAAUCUACUGCUAGGAGCUGGACUCAGAAAUAUGCAAUGGGCUGAUGAUAUUGCUGGCUGCCGGGAAGAUGAUGACCCAGUUAUUUGCUCGUUACGCAAGCUGUGGGUCUGUCCUAGAUCUAAUGCACUGCCUUCUGUAACUGAAAAAACAAAGGUCUAAAUUGAACAGUCCAUUCAUUCAUGCAUCGAACUAUAUUGGUCUAUAAUGGAACGCGAAACAUUGAUAGUCCC